Molecule: messenger RNA, 1681 nt
Organism: Rhineura floridana
Lineage: Eukaryota; Metazoa; Chordata; Lepidosauria; Squamata; Rhineuridae
Product: neutrophil collagenase-like
Exons: 10
Coding region: 41-1456 (471 amino acids)
Biological process (GO): collagen catabolic process; proteolysis; extracellular matrix organization
Cellular component (GO): extracellular matrix
Molecular function (GO): zinc ion binding; metalloendopeptidase activity
Source: RefSeq, a predicted model, not a curated record
CUAAGGAAACAAGCACUAUACAGGCAGGGAAGACAUCACCAUGAUUGUAAGAAUGAAGAAUCUCCCAAUUCUGCCAUUCCUGCUACUCAUCUUUACAUUUUCCACUUUUGCUGCUCCAGUGGAUCUUGGCCACAAAGAUGAAGACAUCAAUUUUAUUAAGAGCUAUUUAAGUAACUUCUACAGCCCUGAAGGUGUGCUAUUUGCAGAAAUCAAUAUGGAAGACAAUGUCACUAUGACAGAAAAACUCAAGAAAAUGCAGAAAUUUUUUGGACUGAAAGUGACUGGGAAGGCCAAUGCUGAAACAGUGGCAGUGAUGAAGAAACCCAGGUGUGGUGUCCCUGAUGUGGGAUCAUUCACCCUCACUGACGGGAAUCCCAAAUGGGAGAGAAACAAUAUCACAUACAGGAUUGUAGGCUACACCUCAGAUAUGCAUCGUUCCGAUGUGGACAAGGCAAUCCAGGAAGCACUAAAAGUUUGGAGCAAAGCAGCACCCUUGAAAUUCAAAAGGCUCCAUGGUGGUAUAGCAGAUAUCAUGAUCUCGUUUGAAAGAAGAGACCAUGGUGAUAAUUCUCCUUUCGAUGGGCCUGAUGGGAUACUGGCACACGCCUUUCAGCCAGGGAAGUACAUUGGUGGAGAUGUCCAUUUUGAUGAGGAUGAAUUUUGGACCACACGAGGCUUGCGAGGCCGCAACUUAUUUCUCGUUGCUGCCCAUGAGCUUGGACAUUCGCUGGGUCUUUCUCACUCCACUGAUUCUGGAGCACUGAUGUACCCCACCUACGCGUACACAGAACCUCACUUAUUUCAACUUCCUCAGGAUGAUAUCGAUGGCAUCCAAGCGAUCUAUGGAAAACCAGAUAUCCCAGUAAAUGGACCUAAAACACCAAAUGCUUGUGACCCCAGCACCACUUUUGAUGCUAUCGUCACCUUACGUGGAGAAAUUAUAUUCUUUAAGGGCAGGCAUUUCUGGCGUAAACACCCACAGUUAGGUGUUGAGCUCUUUUUCAUCUCCCUCUUCUGGCCAAAUCUGCCAUCUGGAAUACAAGCUGCCUAUGAAAAUUACGAAAAAGACCAAGUUCUUCUUUUUAAAGGAAACAAAUAUUGGGUUCUAAAAGGAUAUGAUGUCCUAUCUGGCUACCCUAAGAGCAUCUAUAAUCUGGGCUUCCCCAAAAAUGUGAAGAAAAUUGAUGCUGCAUUUAGUGAUGCCGAAUCUGAGAAGACUUAUUUCUUUGUGAAUGACAAAUAUUGGAGAUAUGAUGAAAUCAGACAGUCCAUGGAAAAAGGCUACCCAAGAAAGACACCCCAAGAUUUUAAGGGAGUUGGCAACAAAAUAGAUGCUGCUUUACAGCAAAAUGGGUAUAUCUAUUUCUUCCGGGGAACACAGGUGAUCCAGUUUGAUCCUAAGAGAAAAACUGUUGUUCCGCCCAUUCAAAGGAGCAACCGCUGGCUGAAUUGUUAAAACAUUUAAUCAGCACUACCUAAUUAUUAGUUAGCACUGCUGUUGUGCCUAAGCUUGGUUUAUAGACAGCAAUGCAUACUUUAUCAAGUUUUACUGAGGAAUCAACAAUGGCGUGUGGAAUUGUUCUCUCACCCAAAUGUACAGCUGGUAAUUUUGGCUAAAUAACUCCAACAAGUCCUAAUGUGCUUCUGUAAUCCACUGUGUUGUAACAGGUUUGACUCUGCC